This is a messenger RNA of Camellia sinensis, 1217 nucleotides long. Its product is annotated as epoxide hydrolase 1. Lineage: Eukaryota; Viridiplantae; Streptophyta; Magnoliopsida; Ericales; Theaceae. The record is from RefSeq and is a predicted model, not a curated record. Gene Ontology annotation, molecular function: catalytic activity.
GCCAUUGUCAAAAACACGAGUUUGACCUUUGAAACUUCAAAGCAAGAGCCUUGGGGAACACUUCUUCAAGCUUCAAACACUAUCUUGGAAAAUCAAAAUCCACACAAACUUGUUCCAUCAACAUAAAAAAAAAAAACAUAAACAACACCAUGAUCUCAGCUUAAAAAAAGCUAGAAAAAAUGAGUAGUGAAAUUGUACACAGAAGGGUUCAUACCAAUGGAAUAUGGAUCCAUUUUGCGGAGAAAGGGAAAGGACCUCUUGUUCUCCUCAUCCAUGGCUUUCCUGAGCUCUGGUCCUCAUGGAAGCACCAGAUAAUCCAUUUGUCAGAACACGGUUACCGGGUCGUCGCACCCGACAUGCGAGGUUAUGGGGACUCAGAUUGUCCCCGUGACCCUGCCUCGUAUACGGUUUUACAUCUUGUUGGAGACUUGGUUGGCCUUCUUGACGAGCUUGGAGAAAAACAGGCAUUUGUGGUAGGACAUGACUGGGGUGCUCAAGUUGCUUGGUACCUUUGCUUAUUCAGACCAGAUAGAGUCAAAGCUCUUGUUAACUUGGGUGUUCCAUACAAACCAAAUUCCCCUAUGAAACCAACUGAAUUCUUAACCAAAAUAUUUGGAGAUGGGUUCUACAUUUCUCAAUUUCAGGAGCCGGGAAGGACAGAAAAGUCAUUUUCUCAAUACAACUGUUUAACAAUUCUAAAAAAGUUGUUGCUGAUUGAUGGUCCUGAUCUUCUAGCAGCUCCUCCGGGUGUUGAAAUUGUAGAUUUUCUUGACACUCCAUCUUCAUUACCUGCAUGGAUUACAGAGGAUGAGCUCCAACUCCGAGCUAGCAAAUUCGAAAAAUCAGGAUUCACUGGCGCUUUGAACUACUACCGUGCCAUGGACAUAAAUUGGGAGCUCUUGGGACCAUGGCAAGGUGCCAAAAUCAAAGUACCUACAAAGUUCAUAGUUGGGAACAAGGAUGUAGGGUUUCAAUCAUUUGGGACGAAGGAUUACAUAGAAGGAGAAGAAUGCAAGAGCCAUGUACCUAACAUGGAAGUGGUCAUUGUUGAUGAUGGCCAUCAUUACAUCCAAGAGGAGAAAGCUGAACUUGUUAAUAAUCAUAUCCUGUCCUUCUUCAAUAAUUAAUCUCAGCUGUAAUCACUACUUUUUUAGUAGUUAUUUUGAUGUUAGUGAUAUUGACGUAAAAAAAUAUAUCUUAACUAUUGAAUUUGUGAA